CUCUCUCUCUCUCUCUCUCUCUCUCUCUCAGUGUCUCAGAUUUCUCUUCCUUCUUCAAUCUCUUCGUUCUAUUCUCUGCAAACAUUGAAAAAUGUGUGGUGGUGCGAUCAUAGCCGACUUCAUCCCUCGCAAUAGAAACCGCCGUGUCACCGCUCGAGACCUCUGGCCCAAUUCGCCCUUCGCUAAAACUGAUGACGACUUCGAAUCCGACUUCCGCCGCUUCAGUCAAGAAGAAGAGACCAAGAAACUCCCUUCCCCUGCAGAUGCAGGUGACGGUGCUGCUGGUGAAAACAACGGCAAGAGAAAGCGAAAGAAUCUGUACAGAGGGAUUCGACAACGCCCAUGGGGCAAAUGGGCGGCCGAGAUCCGUGACCCUAGGAAAGGGGUUAGGGUUUGGUUGGGUACCUUCAACACCGCGGAAGAGGCGGCAAGGGCUUAUGACAGGGAAGCAAGGAAGAUAAGAGGAAAGAAAGCCAAGGUUAAUUUUCCCAACGAAGACGAUGAAUACUCAGCUCCUAAUGCCCAGGUGCCCUCCCAUCGAAACCCUCAGCCUUUGUAUAAUCAGACCUACUGUGGUGGCAUCCCGAAGAAUACGGAUUUUGGAUUUCCCGCUCAUCUGAAUCAAGCGUUUCCUGCCAAUGGUUACUAUGGCGGCGUUCCUCCUGUUAACCCAAACCCCAUUGUCUUUCUCCCUCACGGUGACAUGUCGAGCUCUGCAUCUGGAUCGGAGGGUGCAGCUUCGUCUCCGAGCAUGAUGGGUAGCGACCAGGACGGAGGUGACGCUUGUUUUCAACAGGUUAAUAUGAAGGUGAAGGGGGAGGGGUUAUUGGAACCAAAACGAGAAAGCAACAAGGGGAUAUUGAUAGAAGAUGACGAAGUACAGAAGCUUUCGGAGGAGCUAAUGGCGUUCGAAUCUUACAUGAAGUUCUAUCACAUUCCAUUCGAUGGUGGUGUCGAGCAGCCCACGACAGCGCCGAAUCCAGCUCAGGAGAACAUUGCGGGAGGGGUCUCCCUUGACCUCUGGAGUUUCGAUGAUGUUCCUGCCGCUUCUGCCGCCAUGGUCUCAACAGCUAUGUAAUGUUGUGCCUCAUCAGUUUUCUCAGGCGCAUGAUUUUUUUUCCUUUCCUAUUUCCUUUGUCAUCCGUCGAACUUCUAUAUAAUUUGGGAGAAACUUCGUUUGAUGGUGUCGGUAUGGUGCAUGUAGUUCCAUAAGAUUUUGAAUGUUUUUUGUUUUUUUUUGGUUAAUAGAUAGAUGGAUCAAACGGGGAAAGCGUCAAUGGGUUUCAAUUUUCUCUCUGUUAAGGCUUCUGAAUCUUCUCCCAAAUUAACUGUAUUUAGUUUGAUUUCUUUGUAUUAUUAUUAUUAUGACAUUUUAUUGUCUUCUUCCAACAAUUUCUUCUUUCAUUA
This is a messenger RNA of Nelumbo nucifera (sacred lotus), 1407 nucleotides long. Its product is annotated as ethylene-responsive transcription factor RAP2-2-like. Gene Ontology annotation, biological process: ethylene-activated signaling pathway; regulation of DNA-templated transcription. The record is from RefSeq and is a predicted model, not a curated record. Lineage: Eukaryota; Viridiplantae; Streptophyta; Magnoliopsida; Proteales; Nelumbonaceae. Gene Ontology annotation, molecular function: DNA-binding transcription factor activity; DNA binding.